Ustilaginoidea virens is the source of this 513-nucleotide messenger RNA. RefSeq lists its product as uncharacterized. Lineage: Eukaryota; Fungi; Ascomycota; Sordariomycetes; Hypocreales; Clavicipitaceae. The transcript has 3 exons. The record is from RefSeq and is a predicted model, not a curated record. The coding region runs from base 1 to 513 and encodes 170 amino acids.
AUGAAGUUUUCGACCGUCUUCGUGGCUGCCUUUGCGGCUGUUUCUCAGGCCUUGCCCACCGAGCCUGAUGUCGACGAAGAUUCUUUUGCGCUCAUUGAAGAGAGGGGCACCACCACCACAAACUGGCUCGACUGCUCUGGAUACCCAAACAAGGAUGACUGUCUAUUGGCGAAGUGCAUGAAGCUCAACCGCGACCAUUCUUGUGACAGUCCCAAUGCCAAUCCCAAGAUUUGCCUUGAAGAUGUUAAAGGAUGGUGUCAAGACCACCUCGAGAAGGAGAAACUCGCGCAGCAGCAACGCCAAAAGGAGGACGACGACGACGAUGAGGACAACGACGGGAAGCAGAGCAACGACGCCGCGAAGAAGAACAGCGCCGCGAAGCAGAACAGCGCCGCGAAGAACAGCGGCUUGAAGAACAGCGGCGUGAAGAAGAACGGCGUGAAGAAGAACGGCGGCGCCAAUUCGCACCGCGUCGUCAAGAAAAAAACCGCGAAGCUGAACCGCGUCCAGUAA